GACAAAAAUUCGUCGGCAUCAGGUGGGCGCUUUGUGUUUCUUCCUACACCCGCAAACCCUCCAAACCCCCCAACACACCCCAACAAAGACGAAGCGAGAGCCGCCGCGAUGCAGCAAGCGAUGCCCAUGCCGGCGGCGGCGGCGGCGCCGGGGAUGCCUCCGUCUGCUGGCCUCAGCACCGAGCAGAUCCAAAAGUACCUGGAUGAAAAUAAGCAACUAAUUUUGGCUAUCUUGGAAAAUCAGAACCUGGGAAAGUUGGCGGAAUGUGCUCAGUAUCAAGCUCAGCUUCAGAAGAAUCUUUUGUAUUUGGCUGCAAUUGCUGAUACUCAGCCACAGACCUCUGUAAGCCGUCCUCAGAUGGCACCACCUAGUGCAUCCCCAGGGGCAGGGCAUUACAUGUCACAGGUGCCAAUGUUCCCUCCAAGGACCCCUCUAACGCCUCAGCAGAUGCAGGAGCAGCAACUACAGCAACAACAGGCUCAGAUGCUUCCGUUUGCUGGUCAAAUGGUUGCGAGACCUGGGGCUGUCAAUGGCAUGCCCCACGCCCCUCAAGUUGAACCAGCCUAUGCAGCAGGUGGGGCCAGUUCUGAGCCUUCUGGCACUGAGAGCCACAGGAGCACUGGUGCCGAUAACGACGGUGGGAGCGGCUUGGCUGACCAGUCCUAAGAAAGCUACGAGCUUGUGUUUUAGGCCGCAGAAUGCAUGUAUACUACCACCCGGAUGAACAGAGGAUCGUCCCUGUGCCCUUGAAUGAUAAGUGGCCGUGAUCUUCGCGUGGAUGAUGAGUAGUAGUUGUUAUGUUUGCCUUGGCUUUUCGGAUUACAACAGACGUAGAUUAUCAUCAUCUGUGCUGUGCUUGACUUUCUGCAUUCAUCAUAGGUCUUGUAUCCAAGUUUACAUGGAAUAAUAAUAGGUCCCAGUUGUUUGUUCCUCGUGGUGGUUGUUGUCUGCCAACUAGACUAGUGUAAAAUCCUGAAAUGGUGGUAAGAUGUUUUUCUCCUAUCAGAUGCUUAUCUCCAGCAGUUGUUGCUACGUUGCAUUGGUUGGUGUUGAAGUAGCAUGAUUGUUUUUCCUAUUAAA
This is a messenger RNA of Aegilops tauschii subsp. strangulata, 1080 nucleotides long. RefSeq names its product GRF1-interacting factor 3. The record is from RefSeq and is a predicted model, not a curated record. Lineage: Eukaryota; Viridiplantae; Streptophyta; Magnoliopsida; Poales; Poaceae.